Sitophilus oryzae (rice weevil) is the source of this 1280-nucleotide messenger RNA. RefSeq lists its product as uncharacterized. Bases 84 to 1217 code for a protein of 377 amino acids. Lineage: Eukaryota; Metazoa; Arthropoda; Insecta; Coleoptera; Curculionidae. Gene Ontology annotation, biological process: carbohydrate metabolic process. The transcript has 5 exons. The record is from RefSeq and is a predicted model, not a curated record.
GAAAAUCUAAUAAUUUUGAGGCACUUCAAAAUCUUUUUUGUUGUGGUUAAGUCUGAAAAAAAAAUUCAGAGAAAUACAACAAAAUGAAGUGUUUCGCGGCUGUUGUAGUUGUUUUGGGUCUUCUGGGUCAGGGAUUGGCCGACACAGAUAAAUGUGAUAGUAGUAACUGUGCUAUUGAAAAUAACUGCAGGUGUUCCACAGCAGAAAAUCCUAUUGACGUUAGUGAGGCACCUCAACUAGUCGUAUUGGCUUUUGUCGAAGCAUUGACAAGUGAGCUGUACACAAGCAGAUGGUCGGUACUGUUGGAAUCCAGGAAGAAUCCAGAUGACAGUUACAUCGGCGCUACCUUCUAUGUACCACACGAAUACACUGACUACCAGAGGGUUCAAGACUUGGCAGCUAUCGGCUUUGAAGUCGGAGUUCACUCCAUCAGUUCUCUAUCAAUUUCUAGCAACGACCCUCACCAAGAUUACUGGAAGGACGCCAACCAAUCUCUGCUCGAACUAGAAUUCGGAGGCCAGCGCACAAUCAUCUCGAAAUUCGCCAACAUUCCCGAAGAAUACAUCACCGGCGUCAUGACCCCCCAACUGCAACUGUCCGGUGACAAUUCCAUCAACGCCUUCAAGGCCCAAGGCUUCAGCUACGACAGUUCGUGGCAUUCCAAGACUGCCCUCUUCCCAUACACCUUGGACUACCUCUCGGGGCAGGUCUGCGAUGUGGGCAGCAACUGCCCUACUGAAUCUCAUCCAGGAUUUUGGGAAGCCCCAAUCAACGACUUGGCCGGACAAAAUAAUGCCGUAUGCGCUACGGUGGCUGCUUGUUUCAAAAAUACUACCGACUUGACUAAACAAGAAGUUUCCGACUUCGUAUACCAACAAGUUGAAAAACAGAGAAACAAGAAAAAGGCUCCAGUAACCCUCAUCAUUGAAUCGACAUGGUUCGACCAAGUAGAAACCUCUUGGGACGGAUUGGUUGACGCUUUGGACAGAUUGGAGGCAUUGGAUGACGUUUUCUUUGUCACUCAAGCCCGUGUAAUCGAAUGGCUCAAAGACCCUCAGCCUAUUUCGAAUUUCACCACAAAUCUCAAAGAGGUGACUGCCGGAUGCUCUCAGUACAGUUGUACACUGACAAAACCUGACGGAACUACUAGAUACAUGAACUCCUGCAUACCUUGUCCUAAAACCUACCCAUGGUUGGGCAACCCUGAAGGCAACUAAACGACGAAAUGAAUUUAUGAAUUUUGAAUAUAAUCUAAUUGAAAAUAUACUUAUAUUAUUGAA